Molecule: messenger RNA, 822 nt
Organism: Sclerotinia sclerotiorum 1980 UF-70
Lineage: Eukaryota; Fungi; Ascomycota; Leotiomycetes; Helotiales; Sclerotiniaceae
Exons: 2
Coding region: 1-822 (273 amino acids)
Cellular component (GO): membrane
Molecular function (GO): serine-type endopeptidase activity
Source: RefSeq, a predicted model, not a curated record
AUGCUCUCUACCGGCUUCACAGAUGUGCCAGUAACGCGCAGCCUUGUCUACGGAAUAUUCAUAACCUCUUUCCUCGCCAGUAUUACAGAUUCGAAGCAUUUCUUCUACAUACAAGCAGAUCCGCAUCUGCUGCGAUAUCAUCAGUUAUGGCGUAUGCUCACUUAUCAAUUGUGCUAUACCAAUUCGACUGAGGUGUUCUUUGGCGCGAUAACGUACUAUAAUAUGAGAGUGGUGGAAAGAUUAUGGGGAUCUCGUAGAUUUGCCUCUUUCCUGCUACUGUCCUUCUGCUUCACUUCGAUUAUAUCACCCAUACUAGUCAUCCUUCUACGACCUCUUUCUCUCUAUGCGAUAAAUUACCUACCUGCAGGACCUACAGCUCUUAUUUUCGCUACCCUGGCCCAAUAUCAUGCCAUCAUUCCACACCAAUACAAAUACAAAGUUGCUGCUACAUCUGCGCCAAUGACCGAGGAGAAUUUCGUAGGUGUCACUUUCUCAGAUAAAUCGUACAUAUAUCUCCCCGCUAUUCAACUGGGUCUUUCCCAAUUCCCGGGCUCGAUUAUAUCUGCUAUGGUGGGAUGGGUUAUUGGUUAUUGUUGGCGAAAUGAUGUGCUUCCUACAGCUAUCACACGAUGGAGAUUGCCAGGUUGGAUGGUGGGUGUUCAAGCUAGGAAAAGAAGUGAAGGAUUUGAGGGAAUGAGGAGAAGAUUAGAAGGGGAAAAUACUGCGGCGGCUACUGGAUCGGAUGGCCAGUCUGGUGGAGAAGUUGGGAGAAGGAGGACUUUGGCGAAUCAAUUUAUCGAUCAGUUCAGAGGAGCAUCGUGA